AUGUCCAUGUGCGCGCUGAGUGCCUACCGAAUCACAAGCGGUGCCACUUUUUCCACGCGAAAUAUUGACGAGGACCUGCAUCCCAACAUCUAUCUGGAUGAAGCCCUCGCAGCUAUUCCGGGCAACUUUGGUGAAUCUCUGGAUUUUGAAUACCUCCAGGCCGUUGGAAUUAUAUGCCUCAACGCGCGUGAACGCGGGAAUGCACCUUUGCUGCAACAGUUCCUCGGCCUCUACCAUGGAGCUGUUGCAGAACCGGGAUUCUAUGACGAAAGGCGCUGGCCCAGCUCCAUAUCUGUCAUUGAGAGGGAAGAACGAAGAAGGCUCUACUGGCACAUGUAUCGCCUCGAGGUGCAUACAUCUCUGGUAUUGGGACAUGCGGUACGCUGUCCAGAGCUUCAAUCUGCCAUUUCUUAUCCAAUGCUGCCGGAUCAAGAUUUUACGGAAUCGGCUGCCGACUCUGAGUGGCUCAGUGGGUGGAAUUUCAUCACAGACAUAUAUCGAGGUAUCGAGCACCUCAUCUCGUACUUCAAGUCCGGGCGGACGUUGGCCAGCCAGGAGAACAGGAGUCUAUCGACGGCAUUCCUCCUCGACUACGACCCUCAGGAGAAGAUUUUGAUGCCGCUAGCCGUGGCCCUGUCCAAUCUGCCCAGUCGGUUCAAGCGAGCUCGUGGCAUCUCACGCGACGUUCGCCAGAACCGCUGUGGGUUCCAGGCCGCGAAUAUCAUAUGCACGUAUCAGCUCAUGCGGAUGUUGUCAUUCACCGCCAACGACAUGACAUUCCACAAGGCAUGCGAAACGGCCCUGGAGUUGAUCGAGGAGAUAUCGGCCAUUCCUCUCGAGUACCUCCGAGCCAUGGGCCUGGCAAUGUUACAAGAGCUCGCCGGGUUUGGUCACAUUCUAAGCAGCUUCAUCAAGAAAGAACUGCCCCGGUCGGACUACCAGCACUUGAGAACCGUCAUGCUUUGCAUGUCGGAACUACUCGAAAACCUCGCGUCUUGCCUUUCGGCUGCCGCCGAGGCAGGCCGCAGACUCCGCGCAUACGUCGAAGAGAUCGAUCGCUUCCUCGGGCCUACAGUAUGCCCGGAAUCGCGGGAGACCAAUGAUGUACAGGAGUUCGAUGGCGCCGUUGCCCGUGCACAGCCAUAUCUGGAAGAGACAUUCGUCCCUUUCGAGCUGUUACAACGCAUCCCGUGGGACUGGGACUGGGCAGAACAUGCUCAAGUAUUCUGA
Messenger RNA from Capronia epimyces CBS 606.96, 1230 nucleotides. RefSeq lists its product as uncharacterized. The record is from RefSeq and is a predicted model, not a curated record. Gene Ontology annotation, biological process: DNA-templated transcription. Gene Ontology annotation, molecular function: DNA binding; zinc ion binding. The transcript is spliced from 4 exons. NCBI's taxonomy places the organism in Eukaryota, Fungi, Ascomycota, Eurotiomycetes, Chaetothyriales, Herpotrichiellaceae. The coding region runs from base 1 to 1230 and encodes 409 amino acids.